CAUCACUCGUGCAUUCAUUCUUCCCAAGUCGUGCGCAUUUAGUAAUAAUGGCUCCCAUUGCUCCAAACAACAAGGAAUUCGACUUCAUCGUCGUUGGAGGGGGUACCGCUGGUAAUGUCGUUGCAGGCAGAUUGGCGGAGAACCCCAAGGUCUCCGUCCUUGUAAUCGAAGCCGGUGUCGGGAAUCCUCAGGAUGUGCCAGACAUCACGACGCCAGCUCAUGCCUUUGAUCUCCGAGACAGCAAGUAUGAUUGGGCCUACAAGACCACCAUGAUCGACCGUCCGGACUACACGCGGGUUGAGAAGCCAAACACUCGAGGAAAGGUCCUGGGUGGUAGCAGUUGUCUGAACUACUACACCUGGCUUCGAGGCAGUAAGCCAACAUUCGAUGACUGGGCCGAUUAUGCGGGUGAUGAUUGGACCUGGGAGAAGUGCAAAGACUACUUCAACAAGUCCGCCACCUACCACGAUGACCAGGGGAUCUACCCGCCAGAACUGAAGAAGGUUGGGAUCAACGGCCCAUUGCAGAUUGAGCAUGCGGAGCUGGUUCCCGAACUGAAGCCCUUCAGAGACGCUUUGGAGAAGGCUUGGCUCAGCAAGGGCGAGAAACUGACGGAUGAUGUCUACUCCGGGGAGCAGGCGGGUCUCACCAAGUGCAUGAACAGUAUCUACAAGGGUGUCCGCUCUUCCAGCUGGGUGUUCCUGCUGGGCAAGCCGAACAUCACCGUUCUGUCGUCCACCCACUCGAAGAGGCUGAUCAUCGAGAAUGGCGUCGCGAGGGGUAUCAAUGUUCACGGACCUAACGGCGAAGACUUGUCCUUCUACGCCAAGAGGGAAGUCAUCGUCUCUUCCGGUGUCUUCGAGUCUCCCAAGUUGCUGUUGCUCUCUGGUAUUGGCCCAGCGGAAGAGCUCGCAAGGCACGGUAUCGAUCCAGUCGUUAAAUCCCCCCACGUCGGGCAAAAUCUCCUCGACCACCCCAUCCUGGCCCACGUCUUCCAUCUCAAGGACGGGUACGGUCUCGACAACCACAUCCUGCGCGCGGGUCCCAUGAAGACGGCCGCCGUCCAGACCUACAAGAAAGACAAGACCGGGCCCCUGAGCAGCGGUCUCCUCGAACUCGUCGGUUUCCCACGUAUUGACGAAUACCUGAACCGCAGCAAGGAAUACGUCGAGUACAAGAAGAAGAACGGCAAUGUCGACCCCUUCGGACCUGGCGGCCAGCCUCACUUCCAGAUCGAUUUCGUCCCCAUGUUCGCCGACGCCUUCCAAUGGCACAUCCCCACUCCACCCACCGGCGACUGCCUCACCGUAAUCGUCGACCUCCUGCGCCCGCUCUCCCGCAACGGCACCGUGAAGCUGAACUCGACCAACCCGCUCGAGCAGCCCAACAUCAACCUGAACUUCUUCUCCGACGAUCUCGACAUCAUCGCGCUGCGCGAGGGCAUCCGCUUCAUCGACGACAUCAUCAUGAACGGCGAGGGCAUGAAGGAUAUCGUGCAGGGUGAUUACCCAUGGCCGAUGCCCCGCGCUUCCGACGCCGCUAUGAAUAAGAUGAUCUUGGAACGCUCGCAGACUGGAUUCCAUCCCUGCGGUACAAACCGUCUCUCCAAGAACAUCGCCGACGGCGUCGUCGACCCGAAGCUCAAGGUCCACGGGGUCAAGAACCUGCGCGUUAUCGACGCUUCAGUAUUCCCCGUUAUUCCCGACUGCCGUAUUCAAAACGCUGUCUAUAUGGUAGCUGAACGUGGUGCCGAUUUCAUUAAGGAGGAGUACAAGGAUUUGUAUCAGUAGAUGGGAUGGGAAUGUGGGAGAAUGAGAGAAAUUGUGAGUGAGUGAGUGAUGGGAUAGUAUGACGAAUUGAAUGAAAGAAUGAAAUGAAAUACUUAAUUCAUCCAUGAAAUGAGUAUUUUGUAUGUAUAUAAGUGUGUACUAACAAGAAGAUGCGAGACUGUUAUAUUAGGAAUAUAUGUAUAUACAUCUCACCAAACUUUUACAGAUACGAUUUAAAUAUGCACAAAUGAG
Molecule: messenger RNA, 2021 nt
Organism: Amorphotheca resinae ATCC 22711
Lineage: Eukaryota; Fungi; Ascomycota; Leotiomycetes; Helotiales; Amorphothecaceae
Exons: 7
Coding region: 48-1790 (580 amino acids)
Molecular function (GO): oxidoreductase activity, acting on CH-OH group of donors; flavin adenine dinucleotide binding
Source: RefSeq, a predicted model, not a curated record